Lates calcarifer (barramundi perch) is the source of this 1474-nucleotide messenger RNA. RefSeq lists its product as uncharacterized. The transcript is spliced from 4 exons. The record is from RefSeq and is a predicted model, not a curated record. Bases 131 to 523 code for a protein of 130 amino acids. Lineage: Eukaryota; Metazoa; Chordata; Actinopteri; Centropomidae.
CAGUAAACAGGUCUGUCAGUGUGACUUACACACAGGUGAAACAUUAGCCGGGCAGGGAGAGAGGAGCCACACACACUGACACACACACACACACACACACACACACACACACACACAGCGGUCAGGACAGAUGGCGGAUUCAAAGCGAACAUCUGAACCCAUCAACUUUGUGCAUCAGGAUGAAAUCUGGAAAGCACAUGUAAAAGUUGAGAAGGAUUCGGCUGAAGUCUGGCCCAACAAGUGGGGCUUCCUCACUGAGGUCUACAAGGAGUUCAGGAGGGAGAGUGUGAAGCUGAAUGGAGCGGUCAGUGUGGAGCCUCCCCAUCACCUGGACCCACAACCUGCAACCCCUACAGAAAAAUACAUCCAUGUUGGCCCCUCUCCUCCUCUUCCUCAGACAACCCAGGGCCUGAUUGGUUGGCGUUCAGGUCACUCACAUCUUCAACUGGAAAAGUACGGCAUGGUUCGUCAUGGGAGGCGUAGUUUCCUGAAGGAGCUGGGCUGGCCUCUUGAGGGCUUGUAGCUGAGUAGCAGCCGCCAUCCCCUGUCGUCUUGACUGAUCACUGACUGAGUAUUGAAUAUGGAUUAAAAUACGCUGCUGGAACAAACACCUUAAGAUCUCUCCCAUGCUCGUACACCUAAUCAACAAAGUAACACAAAGAAAAACAAAAACUCAUUGUCGGCUUGUUUAGAUGUGGGAUCGACAACCUUUUUUAUUAUAAGUGUCAGUUUACAAUCAUGAAGACGACUUGUGUGCCAGCAUUUGUUAACAGACAUAAAUUAUGCACUGGUAGUUUUACUGGAGGUUUGACCUUGUGCAUUAUAUUAAUAAUAGACUUGUAGGCCUGGUAUUUGGACAUGAUCCCCUCUUGUUUAUGCAUACAAAACCAUGUUGUGAUGUAGGUUACUGAAAAGUAAGAUGUGCCGGUUAGUGGAAUUCGUGCCCCUAGCUUUCAUUGCUCAGCUUCACAUUGAAUAAUUGUUAUAGUCGUUUUUAAAGAGGCUAUUUGUAAGUUUUCUCUGCCAAGAAACCAAAUUCCUUGGCAGAGCCCACUGAGCAGUGCUACAUCUCCAGGGCAGUCUGGAUGCUACUGUGAGUCCCUAACGGAAAGUGAUGAGGCGGGCUAGGGCUAGCUGGUUAGCAUGCUGACUUCAGUAGUGGAAAAGAAAUGUUUGAUAUUGAACUUGAAACAUUUCUUUUAGACUGUAGUCACUGUUAACGGCUGUUAGUGCUAACAUUGGAUAGGUAGCAAUAGCUAAAACUUACAUAUAGCUCCUUUAUAUAUAAUAUAUAUAUAUAUUUCUGGUUUAAAAAUAUUAAGGAUUUAGCUUUUCUCUUUCAUAUCUGUUAGGAGACCGAAUACCUUUGGGUUUUGGACUGUUUGUUUGGGUGAUGGGAAAUUUAAACACAAAUUUUACAGACAAGAAGACUAAUAAUCAUUGGUUGCAGUAUAAUGUUUUUAAAGAAUAUAUU